This is a messenger RNA of Lagenorhynchus albirostris (white-beaked dolphin), 591 nucleotides long. RefSeq names its product ventricular zone expressed PH domain containing 1 (gene VEPH1). Bases 1 to 591 code for a protein of 196 amino acids. The record is from RefSeq and is a predicted model, not a curated record. NCBI's taxonomy places the organism in Eukaryota, Metazoa, Chordata, Mammalia, Artiodactyla, Delphinidae. Gene Ontology annotation, cellular component: plasma membrane. Gene Ontology annotation, biological process: regulation of signal transduction. The transcript has 3 exons. Gene Ontology annotation, molecular function: phosphatidylinositol-5-phosphate binding.
AUGCAUCAGCUCUUCAGACUGGUCUUGGGACAAAAAGAUCUUUCACGAGCCGGCGACCUCUUCUCCUUAGAUGACUCUGAGAUUGAAGACAGCCUGACAGAAGCCUUGGAGCAAAUUAAAAUCAUUAGCUCAUCUUCAGAUUACCAAACCAAUAACAAUGACCAAGCAGUGGUUGAAAUCUGUAUCACACGAAUCACAACAGCCAUCAGAGAAACAGAGUCGAUUGAAAAGCAUGCAAAGGCCCUUGUGGGGCUCUGGGACUCCUGCCUGGAACACAACCUGAGACCGUCCGGGAAAGACGAAGACACUCCCCACGCAAAAAUCGCGUCUGAUAUCAUGAGUUGCAUUUUACAGAAUUACAACCGGCCCCCUGUGAUGGCAUUAGCCAUCCCUAUUGCAGUGAAAUUCCUCCACAGAGGCAACAAGGAACUGUGCAGGAAUAUGUCCAACUACCUGUCCCUGGCUGCAAUUACCAAGGCAGACCUCCUGGCCGAUCACACAGAGGUUAUAGUAAAGAGCAUACUCCAAGGUAUGGUGCAACGGCUGAGCUUGGGGACGUGUUUUAACAAUCAUUUUAAAGUAUUUUCAUGA